AGCCGACUCUCCAGAAUGCAGCUGAUUCUCGUUGCGACCUUGCUGUCCGUGGCACUCGGCAGCUGCAGUGCCUCCAUAGCUGGACCCUUUAUCUUCUGGGGUCACUCCAGGGUAUCCGGGUUGCAGUCCCAGGCUUUGGUGGACUCAAACAGCAGGGAACUGCCGCUGACGCAACUCUUCACGGAGGCCAAGGCGAUUGUGGUCUUCGUGCGGAACUCCACCAAUCGACUGGAGGGCACCAAGUAUCCCAGGUUCCAGAAUCUCGUCAAGAGCGGAGCUUGGACCUAUCUGCCCCAAAGGAGUCUCGCAGCGGAACCCUUUGGUCUAAAUGCCAACAUUGAGGUGGUGAGUCUCUCCGGACACGGAGAAGAGGAUGACUCGGAGAUCCUGUCGGCCUACAACGAAGCCUUGAACACCUACGGUCGUGGGGAGGUGCUGGGCAUCCUGGCCAGUCGCGAGGAGGAGGCCCACUUCCUGGCCAAAAGGGAGGCUGCUCCGGCUGCCGAGGAGGAGGAGAAGGAGAAAGAAAAGGAAGGAGGAGAGGAGACCGAGGCCAGUUUCAUCUACGUGGCCGAGGGCAACAAGGCGGUGCUGAGCCUCAAUGGACCCCUGGAGCUCCGGCUGACCAACGACUCCCUGAAGCUGGAGGAGCACAUCAAGCAGAUCACCUUCGACGAUCAGCGGGCCAAGGGAUAUGGCCGACUUAGCAUCACCUUCAUGCACUCCGGGGAGAAGUGCACACUGCGCUUCAAGUUCUCCCUGAUCCGGGGAUCCUGGACACUGAGGAAUGUGGAGGUGGAGUACCGGGAGCUGAAGAGUGUCCUGGUGGCCCGUGGUGAUGAGUACACGUUGCCCAAUGCCCCACUGGGAUUCUCCUAUCGCUGCUCGGCGGAAAAUGUCCACUUCUGAAUCCCGCUAAAAAUAACGAUUCAGGGUUUGAUCCUCAGUGAUUUCCAAGUGCAACCCUGGCUAAAUGGACGCCAGGAGUACGGCGAGGUCUACGAUUGCGUGGGAUUCGUUUCGGCCCCCAUCCUGGCAGGACUCUUCGUGGUGACCCUGCUCCUGGGGAUCCUGGGACUCGGAAUCUCAGCCAUGCUCAGCAUGCACACACCCAAUCGAUUUGAGAGUUCGCGCAGCAAGCAAUCUCCGACAGCCAUGUUCAUCCAGAUCACCUAUGUGGCUUUCAAGCCCCUGGCUCUGUUCACCCUGGCCAUCGAGCUCUUCAUCCAUCUGCUGUUCGUGUUGAUCGUGCUUUAUGUGUAUGUGCUAUGGUAUUACUGAAAGGUCAAAUUUCGAAAUGAACGAUUCAAAAUAUAUAUCCGCAAAGAAAGCCCAA
Drosophila suzukii is the source of this 1336-nucleotide messenger RNA. NCBI's taxonomy places the organism in Eukaryota, Metazoa, Arthropoda, Insecta, Diptera, Drosophilidae. The record is from RefSeq and is a predicted model, not a curated record.